Molecule: messenger RNA, 1823 nt
Organism: Trichoplusia ni (cabbage looper)
Lineage: Eukaryota; Metazoa; Arthropoda; Insecta; Lepidoptera; Noctuidae
Gene: Doc1
Product: T-box transcription factor mls-1-like
Exons: 5
Coding region: 162-1304 (380 amino acids)
Biological process (GO): heart development; cell fate specification; regulation of transcription by RNA polymerase II
Cellular component (GO): nucleus
Molecular function (GO): RNA polymerase II cis-regulatory region sequence-specific DNA binding; DNA-binding transcription factor activity, RNA polymerase II-specific
Source: RefSeq, a predicted model, not a curated record
AGUUGGAUUAUUGUUAAUAAGAUAUUUAAUUAUAAUUAAUGUUUUUUUUUCUAUUAGUUUAAAAUAAUACGAUGGCGAUACCAAAAAGUAACUGGCCUUUUUGAAAACGAAACUCUUUAAUGGUGAAGUCUUUUUUAUUUUAAUCCUUGCGAUAUGUCAAUAUGACAAGAAUGCCUAUUCUUUGCUAUAACAUUUUGAAGCAUGCUUUCAAUUCCUUUAUUCCAUUUCAAGAAAAUGUAAUUCCAACUACCAGAAAAUUAGAAUACUAUUCGUAUAAAAUUAACAAACACCGCGUGGGCGCGGACGCAGAGCCGCCGGCGUGCGAAGCUCGCCUGCUCAACGGCGACCUCUGGCGGCGCUUUCACGACAUCGGCACUGAAAUGAUCAUCACUAAGGGAGGACGACGCAUGUUUCCCUCUCUCCGCAUAUCCCUCGGAGGUCUCGAUCCUCGCGAGGAGUACUGCGUGCUGCUCGAGCUGGCCCUGGUGGGGCGGCGGCGCUGGCGCUGGGCGGGCGGCGCGUGGGCCCCGGCCGGGGGCGCGGAGCCGCAGAGCCCUCGCCGGCUCAUGCUGCACCCCGACUCUCCAGCCCCCGGACAUCACUGGACUGCGAACCCCGUGUCUUUCAGUAAACUCAAGCUGACGAAUAAUACUAUGGAUGCACAGGGACAUAUGGUUCUAACCUCCAUGCAUAAGUACCGUCCUCGCGUGCUGGUGGUGCGCGCGCGGGACGCCGCCGCCCUUGCCUGGGGAGCGCCCCACGCCUCCUUCUCCUUCAAUGAGACCGAAUUCAUCGCUGUCACUGCUUACCAGAAUGACCGCAUCACAAAACUGAAGAUCGACAACAAUCCGUUUGCUAAAGGGUUCCGCGCGUGUGGCCAGUCAAAGUGUAAGAGGAAGAGCACGGACUCUGGCAGCGAGGGGAACCCUGAGCCCAGCGCUGAGCCUAGCGAGCCCAAGCGGCCCUGCUCCGACGCCGCCUCCUCUUGCUCCGAAGAAGGAAGCUUACGGUCUUCGUCCCCACGAUCUCCUCCUUUAGUGGAGUCGCCUACCCCUUGCUUGCCGGUGGUAUCUCCUGAGAAUGUGACUCCUCCUCCAGCGCCUUUUUACCCUCCGGAGCUGGCGUACCUGCCGCCGCUGCACAUGCCCAUGCCUUUGGGGCUCUGGGGCAGCGCCAUGCCGGGCGGGUUCCCCUGGCCGGCGCCGCUGCCCGCGCCCGCCGCCCCCGCGCCCCGCUCGCCCCCGCCCGCGCCCUGCCGCCGCCUCAAAAGCUUCACCAUCAGCGCUCUACUCGGCGAAGGCUGAUUCUCAACUACAGCAUAGCUCUAUUGGACAUAAAUGACAGAAACAUUAAAUGUCAACGAAUAUUAUUUGUUCCUCCGUGAAUGUGAACAGUUUAUUGUUAUAUUACAGCUUCGCGCCAUGUAUAGGGUACUUAAAUUAAUAAUAUAAUUAAGAAUGUUAAAGCGACGGGGAUAUUCGCAAUAUCUACUUACCAUAAAUUAAUGUAAAUAUUUUAGUUAAGUAUAUUUAAUGAAUACCGAUCUUUCUUUGUAACUACCUCGUUAUUCUAAGUUUGUACCUAUGGAAUAUUGUAUUGUGAUAGCAGUGCCUUAAGUUUGUAUAAAAUGCUUAAAUUUUAUAAAUAAUUUAAUUAAAGAUAAGCUCUACAAUUAUUAUAUUCAUCAUCACUUAUAGAAAGUAGUAAAUAUUAAGUUAAUUGUGUAAAGAAGUAUAUUUUCUUAUGUGUACUAUACGUAUUAAUGUAAAUAAUAUCAGUCACCACUUAAGUAAUUAAAAUAUAUUUUUUUUUAUUUGAUUUUA